Molecule: messenger RNA, 2044 nt
Organism: Otolemur garnettii (small-eared galago)
Lineage: Eukaryota; Metazoa; Chordata; Mammalia; Primates; Galagidae
Gene: HOXA9
Product: homeobox A9
Exons: 2
Coding region: 74-892 (272 amino acids)
Biological process (GO): DNA-templated transcription; regulation of transcription by RNA polymerase II; embryonic skeletal system morphogenesis
Cellular component (GO): nucleus
Molecular function (GO): DNA-binding transcription factor activity, RNA polymerase II-specific; RNA polymerase II cis-regulatory region sequence-specific DNA binding
Source: RefSeq, a predicted model, not a curated record
AGUUGUUACAUGAAAUCUGCAGUUUCAUAAUUUCCGUGGGUCGGGCCGGGGCGGCCAGGCGCUGGGCACAGCAAUGGCCACCACUGGGGCCCUGGGCAACUACUACGUGGACUCGUUCCUGCUGGGCGCCGACGCCACGGACGAGCUGAGCGCCGGCCGCUACGCGCCCGGGACCCUGGGGCAGCCCCCCAGGCAGGCGGCCACGCUGGCCGAGCACCCCGACUUCAGCCCCUGCAGCUUCCAGUCCAAGGCGGCGGUGUUCGGCCCCUCGUGGAACCCGGUGCACGCGGCAGGCGCCAACGCUGUGCCCGCGGCCGUGUAUCACCACCACCACCACCCCCCCUACGUGCACCCCCAGGCGCCCGUGGCGGCGGCAGCGCCAGACGGCAGGUACAUGCGUUCCUGGCUGGAGCCCACGCCCGGUGCGCUCUCCUUCGCGGGCUUGCCCUCCAGCCGGCCUUAUGGCAUUAAACCUGAACCGCUGUCGGCCAGAAGGGGUGACUGUCCCACGCUUGACACUCACACUUUGUCCCUGACUGACUAUGCUUGUGGUUCUCCUCCAGUUGAUAGAGAAAAACAACCCAGCGAAGGCGCCUUCUCCGAAAACAAUGCUGAGAAUGAGAGCAGCGGAGACAAGCCCCCCAUCGAUCCCAAUAACCCGGCAGCCAACUGGCUUCACGCUCGCUCCACACGGAAGAAGCGCUGCCCUUAUACAAAACACCAGACACUGGAACUGGAAAAAGAGUUUCUGUUCAACAUGUACCUCACCAGGGACCGCAGGUACGAAGUGGCCCGGCUGCUCAACCUCACGGAGAGGCAGGUCAAGAUCUGGUUCCAGAAUCGCAGGAUGAAAAUGAAGAAAAUCAACAAGGAUCGAGCAAAAGACGAGUGAUGCCAUUCAGGUUUAUUAGAACAGACAGCGAGGUAGAAAGAAAGAGAAAGAAUUGCCCGUUCACUUCUCCCUUCUCUCACCCCCUACCCCAGCCUCUACCAUCCUGGCACAAAGCGGCUCUCGGCUUUAAACCCCAGGCCACAUCUCUCCCCAGGCAAACCAUGCUCAGGCUGACUGGUAGGCCUGCUGCUUUGAUGGAGGAGGUAUUGUAAGCUUUCCAUUUUCUAAAAGAAAAAAAAAAAAAAAAAAAGGGAGGGGGCUUUAGUGCUCAUAGCUGUGUGUGCUAGCUUGUAUAUAUUUUUAAAAAAAUCUACCUGUUCCUGACUUAAAACAAAAGGAAAAAACUACCUUUUUAUAAUGCACAAUGUUGACGGUGUGUUGUAUAGUUUUUAGUCUGUGUAGUUAAUUUAAUUUGCUCUUUGUGUGGCAGAUUGCUCUGCCGAGAUACUUGAAUACUGUGUUUUAUUGUGGUAAUUAUGUUUUGUGACUCAAACUUCUGUGUAUUGGGUGAUGCACCCGUUGUGAUUGUAGAAGCUAGAAUUCAAUUCGAACUCAGGUUGUUUAUGAGGGGGAAACAGUUGCAUAGAGUAUAGCUCUGUAGUGGAAUACUUCUGUAUAACUAGGCUGUUAACCUAUGAUUGUAACUAGCUGUAAGGAUUUCCCAGUGAAAUAAAAAAAAAAACUUUAAAAACUGUUCUCGGGGAUGCAUAGAUUCAUGGUUUUCUUCACUUUUGAAAUGUGGGUAUUUUAGUCUCUACAUGAUCAGUAGUCCUGUCUUAUCCAUUGUAUAUACAAUCUAUGUUAAUAAGUACAUAAUCAGACAAGCUUGAAUAUUGUUUUUGCACCAAACAGUGAGGAAAUUCAGAGCUAUACAUAUGUGCAGAAGGGUACUACCUAUGGUUUAUGCAUAAUUUUAAUUGGGGAAAAAUGAAUGCUAUUGUAACCGAGUUAAUUUUAUUGCUAAUAAAUUAAACACUAUGAAACCGCCAUUGGGCUACUGUAGAUUUGUAUCCUUGAUGAAUCUGGGGUUUCCAUCGGCUGAGCAUACACUGUAUAUUUUACAAUAGUUACCUCAAGGCCUACUGACCAAAUUGUUGUGUUGAGAUGAUAUUUAACUUUUUGCCAAAUAAAAGUAUAUUGAUUGUUUUCUAA